ACUCAGGUCCCACAUUCGCUGUUUCUUAAACACGCUAUUCCACAUUAAACGUCUAUUGGAUUGCUGCGGUCACCAAACACCCGGAGAGACCAAGAUAAAAUGCUCUGUUCUCUUGAGUACGUGGUGAUUCUUUUCACUUUUUCCUGAUUCUUCAGAGAUGGACGUAACUUCCAGUGUAUGGACAGCCUCCUUGGGGCCAUUGAUCAGAUUUUUCUUUGUUCUGGGAUCAGUUCUGGGAUCAGCGAUCCCAUCCACACUCGUGGCGCUGAAUAAAUCUGCGACUCUAUGCUGCCCUGAACGGUGUCGGGGUGGGACAGAGUGGAAGAGGCUGGGAGACACGGUGGCCCAGUGUGGGCAGGACACCCAAACUGGUCUCCAGUUCAUCUGUACGGCUAAAGAAGGGGGAAGUUUUCUCACUGUCCCUCAGGUCAACUACUCCACCAGGGGGCACUACUCUGUUUACUGUAAUGGCAAUGAAAUGACCCUCUGUCGACAGCUCCUUCAGCCUCUUCCUGAUCAGUCAACCCUUGAGCUGGAGGCUGAACAGCACCUCAGAAUGGACUUCUAUAUAUCUGACCCAGUGAUCAUAACAUUCAGAUCACCUGGGAAUUCUUCCAGCAUGCAGCUCUGCACUGUGGAUGGACGUGUUAAGCAGUGCCACCCUGACUAUCAGGACAGACUUCGUAUCGUUGACAACACCUUCAUGCUGAUGGAUGUGCUGCUCUCUGAUAGUGGCAUCUAUACUGUGAAGGAGAAAGAGGGGGUCACCGUCCGCAUUUCCAAUGUGACUAUCAAAGAUGUACAUCACAGCUGGAAAUGGAAGGAAGGAUACUGUACAGGGUUUGGUCAUGGAUCAUGGGCUGUUGGAAUUGGAGCGCUGAUUGUUGGUGUGCUCCUGGGAAAGUUCAUACCAUCACCGGUGUCCAGAAGAAGAGAAUCUCCACACAGCCAUCAGGAGGAUAAGGAAAAUGGUAUACUACUAAAUGGUAUUAAGAGAUAA
This is a messenger RNA of Electrophorus electricus (electric eel), 1000 nucleotides long. RefSeq lists its product as uncharacterized. The record is from RefSeq and is a predicted model, not a curated record. Lineage: Eukaryota; Metazoa; Chordata; Actinopteri; Gymnotiformes; Gymnotidae.